AUGGUGACAAGCCAACUCAAUCGCACUACAAACUUAUGCCUAGCUUGUUCGUCUUCUUUGCCCCCAAGGGUUCAGAGCGUCUUCCUCACACCUUGCUGCGCACGCCCAAUCUGUCCAGCGUGUCUAUCCUCCAAUCCACGACUUGGUAGAUACAAUCCUUGCCUGUCGUGUCUGGGAGGCACUGCAGUUGUCAGUGCAUCGUCUUCCAGUCGUCAUCUUUCACCUGGUCUUGCGACGUCGGAGAAAAAUGUGAUUAAUGUUGACGGCGCUCUCCGUGAUGACGAUAUGUUUGUGCUCGGAGACGAUGACGAGGAGGACGAUCAUAAGGUAGAGCAUAAGCCCUCAGGUAACACCGAAUCAUCCAAUAUCAAGGCCUCCCAGUUAGGCGUUACUUCAGAGCCUAUUCCCAACCACGCAUCUCACUCGCAGGCCCAAACGGAGCCCGGUCCACCUUCCGAGCAAACAUCCUUCAGAUAUGAAGCGGUGCCACCCUUAUACUAUCUUGAGCGUGGAGAUACCCUACAAGGUAUCGCUCUUCGCCUCAACGUGAACGGACACGAGUUGUGCCGCCUUAACAAUCUUCCGAUGAGCACACUGGCCACGACACCUCACCUCUUGCACACUCGUACGUCUAUCAGGUUACCCCCGAGCGCACGUCUGCAGCCUCGUAGUGCACCUGCCCCAGUUGAUUCGGAGGCCAAGGCUAGGGCUGCUCGCGAGCGUGCUGAGAAGCGGCUGCAAGUGGUCACGAAGGAAUCGGAUUGGCGCGUGGCGAAAGCAUAUGUUGCGCUGGCAGAUGAUCCAGAAGCUGACGUUUUGUUCGAUGCGAAGUGCAAGGAACUUGGUACGGACGUAAUUGGGAUCGGCUUGGAAGCUCGUGCCUUAGACAUGUACCUAGAAGACGAAGAGUGGGAAAAAGGACAGCGGAGAGUGGGAGCAGCCCCUACGACAAACCGCAAGGUCUGUAAGUAG
Pisolithus orientalis is the source of this 972-nucleotide messenger RNA. RefSeq lists its product as uncharacterized. The record is from RefSeq and is a predicted model, not a curated record. The coding region runs from base 1 to 972 and encodes 323 amino acids. The transcript is spliced from 2 exons. Lineage: Eukaryota; Fungi; Basidiomycota; Agaricomycetes; Boletales; Pisolithaceae.